GAAGCUGCCGAGACUCGAGAGCAUAGGAGUUGUGGGAGGCAAAGUGGGCCACAAUGAUUGAGGUGGAAUGCAACGACCGUCUAGGAAAGAAAGUUCGCAUUAAGUGCAACACCGAUGACACCAUCGGGGACUUGAAGAAACUGAUAGCGGCCCAAACUGGCACCCGUUGGAAUAAGAUCGUUCUUAAAAAGUGGUACACGAUUUUUAAGGACCACAUGUCUCUGGGAGACUAUGAAAUCCAUGAUGGGAUGAGCCUGGAGCUUUAUUACCAAUAGAGGGAAGUCCUCCACCUGGCCCUCCCU
Acomys russatus (golden spiny mouse) is the source of this 302-nucleotide messenger RNA. Its product is annotated as ubiquitin-like protein 5. Gene Ontology annotation, biological process: mRNA splicing, via spliceosome; protein modification process. The coding region runs from base 54 to 275 and encodes 73 amino acids. Lineage: Eukaryota; Metazoa; Chordata; Mammalia; Rodentia; Muridae. The transcript has a single exon. The record is from RefSeq and is a predicted model, not a curated record. Gene Ontology annotation, molecular function: protein binding; protein tag activity. Gene Ontology annotation, cellular component: cytoplasm; nucleus.